Messenger RNA from Chara braunii, 8403 nucleotides. Lineage: Eukaryota; Viridiplantae; Streptophyta; Charophyceae; Charales; Characeae. The record is from the annotation of a GenBank genome assembly.
GCGAGGAGUAGCCGGAGAGAGGUCCGAGGAAUGACCGAGAUGUGUGCAAUGGAGCCUUUUCGCCCGGUGUCUUUCUUGGGGUGGUUCGAACCAUUCGGAGCCUCUUUGGAGCGGAAGGGGGAGCACCACAACAAAAGCACUGCAGGACGAUCGGAUCGAAAUUCGAGCGGCAGUCGAUGUCCGCCUCUCUGUGAUUGGUUUUCAACCCCGUCCAUUGGAGGUGGGGGAAGGAGAUCGACUAGCCUUGGUGAUGGGAUUGUCGGCGAGAUAGCAGGGGGGGGAGGGGGAGGAGGAGGAGGAGGAGGAGGAGGAGGAGGAGGCGUGUCUCGCCGAAUGUCAAUUUGCGGAACGGGGAAUCGGGCGGAAAGUGGAGGUGGGCAAUGGGGAGGUUCAGGAGCUGACAGCGGGUUUUACUACUCUCUAUCAGAGGGAAUGGAGAUGGUAGGGAUCGAGGGGGAUGGAGAUAGAGAGGAGGAAGUGAUGUGGGGACGGAGGAGGAAGGCGAGGAGCAGCAGGGGAACCGGAUCGGGAUAUGGAUAUGAAGGGCACGAUGAGGAGCUAUUCAUUAGUGGGAGGAGCGUUAUUUGGAGCGCGGGAAAUCGCAUUCGAAAGCGGUUCAGAACGUCUUCUGCCGUCUUGCAAGCAGAGUGGUGUCAUGUUGGCGAGGGUUCGAGACCAUGCUUGUGCCUCCUCCAUGUCGACUCGCUGACAACGUACAGCCAUUUUGGCUCAUCGCACGCGCUGCCCCUCCCCUGCGCUCCGCGCGCGUUGUGGGCCAUUCCCGAAGGGCUCUUGUUGCAGUGUGCGCCGGCGCCUGUGCUGCAGCAAACCUCCCUGAUGCCUUACGGUUCGGGAGGGAGGCCGCGGUCGACUACCAUCCCUUUCAGUCGGGAUCGGGAUCAAAUCACUCCGCCGUCGUCCUCGUCAGCUGGGGGAGCGGGGGGCAGGGAGAGAGUGCAACAACAGCAUCUGCACCGGAAGCAGAGCCUGGGCGGUGCGGGAACACCCUUCUUGGAGACCUUGGGGGGAGGGGCAGGUCUGGGUAAUGUUGCCGGAGGUGGAGGAGGGGGGAGCGGUAUGGCGAUGUUGACAGAGAAGUCGCCCGUGCUUUACUCCCUCAUCCACCCUCUUGAGGAGUUUCAGCCGGUUCUGAUGGCCGACGGUAACUGUCCGGAAGUGUGGGUGGGGCAAGGAGACGUGCUUUCAGAUCCCGACGAUUGUGUUGUCUGGACCUCCAGAUGGCUACCGCUUAUUAUCACCUACCACUUGGGAUACCGACGGCACAGCAUUUGGCGUUUGCGUUCAUUCAAGGACGAUUUACGCGGGGGUAUGGGCAUGUCAUUGUCCUCACCUUUCUCGAUGGAAAGUACACAUGGGAGGCGUGGGGGCCAGGUCGGAGAAGGACUGGGAGGACGAGGAGGAGGCGGCGGCGGCGCAUGGGAAACUAACUCCGCCAGGCUGAGCGAUCUUGACGCCCCCACGUGUAUGGCGAUCCAGCAUUUAUGGUGCGAUGGUGGGGAGGUGGCGCGGGGGUCGCAAUUUAUGGCGGCAACUGAUGAGUCUGGUGCUAUUCUGCUUUGCUUCCUGAUUGCCGAGCAGCGAUUGCUGCGCGCCGUUCGAGUAACCAUGGAGGAGGAUAACGACGAUGAGAGUGAUGACAACGAUAGGGCGGCGAGUGGUGGUGGAGGAGUUUCUCAAUCGGACGGGCACUGCGUUCGUCAUGGAAGGAAAGAGGGCAAAGACCACAUCGAUCGAGCGAGCCUGGCCUUCUCUCUGCCAGCUAUGGCUGCGACGCCUGUUAUCAGUUCUCGAACCACACCCACAUCUCGCGGCCUCAGGCAGUACGAUCUAUUGGUCCUUGGAGUGGACGGGAAGUUGAGAUUGCAUGUAGGAGAACAUCCAAUUUGUAUUCUCUAUAUGCCGGACUCGCUCGGCUUGGCAUCAGAUAUCAGCAGGGGAGGAGAAGUAGGUGAAGGGGGUGAAGAGCGCACCACUUCGAAGAUCAAGACCGAUGAACGAAUGGUCGAUGGCAUCGGUGGUGUAGGUUCGUUUGCUUUUGCGGAACCUGAAGCUCAAUCACCCACCGCAGUGGUGGGAGGAGGAGGAGGAGUAGGAGGUGACGGAGCGUUUGCCUCUCCGCCCGACCUCGCGGCUUGGGAUUUGCCUCCGUCUGGUGGUGCAGCGGCAAUUGUUGGGAUCCGGGAUGCAGUGGAGGACAGAGUUAAUCUGGUGCUUUCCGACGGAUCCGUCUGCCGGUGUUCAGUGAGCAUUGCUCCCUCCUCGACGCUGGUGUCGACCUCGAUGGCUGCGUUGUCCGUGUGCUUGGAGAGGACGGUGUAUCGAACCCUGGUGCGCGCAUUCGUAGCUCGUAUGGUGGCGAUCGGAGGAAGGGAUCUUCUGGGAGAACGUCGACGAGUAUCACAUGAAGGCCCCGAGUGUGCGGAGAGAGACGGCCGCUCUGGAAGUGACGUGUCAGAUAGCGAAUGGCUAGCCUUUUCGGAGAUGAUAGAGAGUUGCUGCUUGAAGUACCGGGGAGGGGGUGAAGACGGCGAAGUGGAUUGUAAACAGAGCGGCAAUGGGAAGGGGGGAGGUUGUGGUGGUGGUGGUGGAGGGGGAGAGGGAGUGGAACGAAGCGCUUGGGAGUUUCUAUGCCACAGCGAGAUGCACGCUCGAGUGAGGGCGCGUUGCCUCUUGUCUGCCUUCUCAUUGCCUAACGAUAGUAGAAUAAACAAAGAGCGAAGCUGCACUGUCGUGGAGUGCGAGAGAGAGCAGUUGAGCGCGCGAGAGAAGGAGCGAAGCCGCACUGUCGUCGGCGCCGCUGCCUAUGGUGGAGAGGUGCGGUCUUCUUCUUCUGAGGGGUUGCCGCCCCCGUGUAACUUGGGGGGAUUAGUAGAUCGCGAGUGUCUUAGAGAGAUUUUACUGAUCCUGCACGCGGUAUAUGAAGACUUCAAGCUGGACACUUUGAAAUGGUCGGUGUUGCACCGUCUUGCGGCUCUCUUGGCAAAGGUCGCCCUAGCUCUGGACGAGACGGAUCAUGUGGACCAUUACGCGCGUGACUUUCCAGCUGUGGUUAUGCCCGUGUUAGAGAGUGCAUUUGGGAGCGAUAGGUGGGUAAGGGAAGCCGGACGGCCACCGUCGCCUUCGUCGACGCCACAGAGGAGCUUGUCUUCAUCAUCGGCAGCAGUAUCCCCUCCUCCACAGCCGCCGUCUCUAGGGUCGCCCGCGCUCCCCAGGGCCCCAACAGACAUCCUUCGCCUGGUGCUGGCUAGGAUGCCCCAGAGGAAGGACAGGUUCCUGUGUACUCCGUCUCUGACGGCGGCAUUGGCGCCGGCAUCCAGCGGCCGGAAGGCGGCUGGAAAGGAAACGGGAAUGAACGCGUGGGCUUGGCGAUUACCGCAGAAGUUGUUGGGAAACGGGUGGAUAGACUGCUUGGCGUGGUCGAGAAAGGUGAUGGCUUUCUACUCAAUCUUGGCCGGAAAUCACCCACCUGCUUCGGAUAUGAACGGAUCGUCGUCCAGGCUGCAGAUCAAGGUCGCAGCAGGGACGGCCGAGAAUGCCGCCCAGCGGAUGGUGCUGGCGAUGGUGGGGGAGAGAUUUCGGCUGGCGGAUCUUGAUCGGUUGCCGUUCGGCGUAGCGCUUCCGCUGAGGCACGCGCUUCAGACGUGCAGAGAGGCGCCACCGGCGGAUUGGCCGGCAUGGGGGUACGUGCUGGUGGGGAGGGAGGACUUGGCGUCUGGAUUUCGACAGACGAAGGUGGGAGGUGGUCGCGUGGGAGAAGGGGAGAUGAUGGAGGGAGGAAGCACGAGGAAGAAAGGUGGGCGCAGCAGCCACUUGAAGGCGGUGGCGGGAGCGGAGGAGGAGAACUGGACGGCAGCCAUGGAUACGGUAGCGUUGGAAGAGGUGUCAUCGGCAGCGCCAUACGCGCUCCACCUGCGGCCGGUGCUAACGGGUGCUAGGUCUGGGUGCGGCGCAGACGAGGACGUGGGAUCGGCGGGGGGCCAGUUCGGCGGAGGUGGGGUGCCAGCGGCUGGGUUAGGAGGUUCUGUUCUGCUGCGGGGUGGCGUCGACGGCGCUGGAGUGGGAGCGUUGGGAGCAACGGCCGCGGGGAGAGGGGGAAUUGGUGGAGCGGGUUCGAGUAAGGACGGAAAGGGAGGCGAUGGGAUGGAAAACAUGUGCGGAGAUGGGGGAUCGAACCUUCGCUUCGGGCGAGAUCUGCGCCUGAAUGAAGUGCGCCGCUUGCUGGCUUCUUCCAGCCCUGUCACUCUGCGAAUGCCUGCCAGCCCUGACGUCAGUGAUCCUGAGGUCAUGGUUCAGCAGCAGACACUCCUCUGGCAUAUUGCGCAGAGGACGACGGCGCUGCCGAUCGGUAGAGGAGCGUUCACGCUCGGAACUUCCCACCCUUUGCUGACGGAAGCGGUCCCCAUCCCGCCUCUGGUUCUGUCGGGACGGCUGCCCACUCAAUACAACGCUACUGUGAAUCUGGACACCAUGCUGUCCGGAAACAUGUCAGAUCUGACAUCGUGGCCGGAGUUCCACAACGGGGUGUCGGCGGGUCUACGGCUGGCACCCGGGCAGGCGAAGAUUACUCGCACCUGGAUCGUCUACAACAAGCCGGAGGAGGCGAGCUUCUCUCAUGCCGGUCUGUUGAUGGCACUGGGUUUGCAGAGACACCUCGGGGUGCUGGCUGCCACGGAUGUGUACAGGUACCUGGCUCAAGAAGAUGACGCCACCACGGUUGGAGUGCUGCUCGGCAUGGCGGCGGCCAGGUGCGGAAGCAUGGACGUUGCCAUCUCACGAAUGCUCUAUCUCCACAUUCCUGCGAGACAUCCGCCUUCGUUUCCGGAGCUGGAGCUGUCAACUCUGGUGCAAUCCGCGGCGCUAAUGGCUGUCGGGCUUCUUUAUCAGGGUUCAGCGCAUCGGCUGACGACGGAGAUUUUGCUAGCGGAGAUCGGGAGGAAGCCGGGCCUGGACAAUGCUCUCGACCGGGAAGGGUAUGCAUUGGCCGCGGGGCUGGCCCUAGGAUUGGUGACUCUGGGAAGAGGGAGGGAUGCCGUGGGUCUGGCCGAUCUUCAGAUCGAGGAUCGGCUCGGUCAUUAUCUUUGUGGUGGAUCGGAGCCGUACAACGAUCGCCAGCGACGCACGUCUCGAGUAGGAGGAUCGGCGGUAAUGGGAAGACAGCAGCAGGACGAGGCGUCGCAGGGAGGUCAGGUUAUGGAAGGCACCAUGGUGAAUCUAGACGUGACGGCGCCCGGUGCCACGUUGGCGCUGGCUUUGAUGUUCCUGAAGACAAACUGUGAGGCCGUGGCUGCCAGGCUGUCCAUCCCUGACACUCAUUUCGCUCUCGAGUACGUCCGACCAGAUUUCAUCUUGUUGCGUCUGGUCGCAAGGAGCCUCAUCAUGUGGGACAGCAUUCGGCCCACCGAGGAGUGGGUUCAGUCCCAGCUCCCGGCGAUCGUUUCCUCGGCGAUGAGGCAGCGAGUUGCGUUCGGGCAUUCCUUUGGCGUGGGGAUUGGAACGCGAGCUGUUACUAGUUCCUCGGGGGAAGGUGGUGGUGUGGCGGGAGUAACAAUUGCUGCAGGAGCAGCAACGGACGCCGGCGAAUUGAUGGGAGGAGGAGGAGGAGGAGGGGGUCUUGGGUGUGGCGAUGUCGACAUGGAAGCCCUUGUACAAGCACAUAUCAACAUUUUGGCGGGGGCGUGUAUGGCCAUCGGCUUGCGCUUCGCCGGGACGGCGCACUCCGGUGCUCAGGAGCUUCUCUACCGCUACGCUGUUUACUUCAUGCACGAAAAGCGCCAGGCCGCGUCGUCUGGAAUCGGCAGUCCCGAUGAACGACGAAAUGGGCGCGUAGAUCGGGGGACUCUGGAAACCUGCAUCGACGUGGCAGCGCUGUCUCUGUCUGUCGUUAUGGCGGGAACUGGACACUUGGGAACUUUUCGUCUUCUUCGUCACCUGCGGAAGCGUAUGGACACGGACGGAGCGAUCACCUACGGCAAUCACAUGGCUAUCGGGAUGGCGACUGGGUUCCUGUUCAUGGGAGGAGGCUCGCGAACCUUUGCCACGCACAAUUUGGCGAUUGCCGCGCUGCUGAUAUCUCUUUACCCGCGGUUCCCCCAGUCGCCGCCGGAUCACAGGUGCCAUUUGCAAGCGUUUCGUCAUCUGUACGUGUUGGCGACGCAGGAGAGAUGCGUAGAGACCGUGGAUGUGGACACUUGUCUGCCUGUCUACGCGCCGCUCGAGGUGAUGGUCAGAGAGUCGGCCGUGUACGGUGAGACCUCCUUCUGCCGUGUUACCCCGUGCAUCCUUCCGGAGCGCUCGCAGCUGAAGAGAGUGCGCAUUUGUGGUCCCAGGUACUGGCCUCAGACGCUCGAUGUGUCUCCGUCCGGGGAGCUUGCUGUUGGCGGGCUGGGUGGUGGGGUUGCCGGCGGGGGAAGCGGGCCGCUGGGCUCGCGCGUGAUCUACGUCAAGCGUAAGGUCGGCUCUCGGCCGUACGCCGAUGACCCGAUUGGCUGUCGAUCUCUCCUCUCUCGCGCACUGAUGGAAGGCGCGAGCUCUGGCGAGAGCGAUGAUCGUCAGCGAAGAGGAGGUGGAGGUGUUCCGCUUGGCGGGAAAGGGAUGGAAGGUCAGAAGCAGCUGGAGCUUGUCAGCACUUUCUCUGCUGACCCGUCAAUAAUUGCGUUUGCGCAGCUUUUCUGUUCGUCGUCCAGUUACACGGACGAUGGGAAAGGUGGUUGUGGGGGGGAGUUCGCCACCUUCUGUUCGCGUGCACUGCACGAGUGUGUGACAGGGGACAAACCGGCAUUCCUCCUCUCCUACCUCGGACUUUAUGCCGCCGUGCAGGAGCUCGUGGAAGUGGUAACCGGUCGAACCACGUGCUCCAGUCUUCACGGCUCGUACACUCUCCAGAUCUGGAACCUUAAGCAUGCGCUGGCAUACUGCCAGUCUGUUGGGAGAGGCGCUGGCCUUCUUGGAGUGGGUGCAGGGGGAGGAGGAGGAGGAGGAGGGGCAAUCACUUCUACUGUAUUCGGACGUGAAGAGCUACGCUUCGACGAGUCGUUGUUGCAAUGUAAUUUCGUCGAGGGACUGGCUAAACGUGUGGAGGAGAUUCUAGACUCGCUCAACUUCGAAGGACCAUCCCCGUUUUUCCUUACUGGAGGCGCAGGCGGGAAGGACAGUAGCAGCAUGAGCAGCGGGAGUUCGUCUUCUUCUCUGCUUCGGCCCCUUCUGCUCGAGUAUGCUACAUCUCGAAGCCUGGCCGCCGUUAAUCUCUCCCUGUAUCGUGGUGGGAUGGAGAUAGAUCUGCCUCCCAUUGCCCAAGGUUCGGAUAUAGCAAACACUCGAUCGCGGGUCUGUGCGCUCCUGGCAGGCUACCUCGUCUUCUUCGACAUCCCGAAAGCUAGCUUGCUUGCGCACUCGCUGGAAGAAAUGAAGGAAGUGAUGGGACAGCGAUGGUGGCAGCAGCACAUGCGUGCUGCUGUGUCUCGCGAGGAGGCAUCGUCCUCUGAUAUGCCAGCGGGAGAUUCUUCGCCGCUGCGGGGAAGCGGGCAUACUGGCGCGGCAUUAGCGUGCAGCUCGCGAGAAUAUGGCGGGAAGGGAGUAGCGGUGGAUGAAGGAGGCGGAGGGGGUAGAAUCCAAAGUGAUGAAGGCUCCGACGCUUUAUCUUGCUUGUUAUCAUCAGCUUCAUCGCGGGAUAGCCUCAGCUUGGCGGUAUUAGCCCUUCCUAUUUUGGCGAUGCUCCUCCCGGAGGCACCAACGUCCGCCCUACUACGCAUCAGCGCCUGUCUCUCACAGGCCUCUACGUAGGUUAGAGACGCACAGGUCGAAAGUACUACUCUGAUCGUGAAGCUUCCCGCUCGCUUCUCGUCUCUUGCUUUUCGUGUUUUGCUCUGCCACAGUCAGUCAAUCCCGAACUGUUGAAGAUCCCUCAACGUCUCCUCCCAAUUCAUGCAAUCAAUGGCUGAUGGCGAAGGCAAGAAGGUUGUAGGCCCGAGGACGAGUACACAUCAACCACCCAAUGAAGCAAUUGCUCGUUUUCUCGUGGCUAAGAUGAUUAUAUCCUGUGGAGAAGGCAGCGGAAGGUAGGGAUUGCUCGUAAGAGGGAGAGCGACAAAAGGUGUGUGGGUGAUGGUGUUGUGCUGGCGAUAAGGAGAACACAAUGUGUCACAUGAAGCGAAAGCGUGGUUGUAGGACAGAGCAUUGAUUCUGUAUAUCGAGAAGAGAAGGAAGAAUCACGGGCAGAAGGGGAACUGGCGAGAAGGGAGGACUGGGGAAUGGAUUGCGAAGGAAUGGCCAAGUGGAUGGAGAGAGAUGACUUUUUGGGUUAUCAAUUCGUUCACUGAGUUGGAUCGUCACAGAGCAUCUUUUGAUAACGAAAUUUGGUGCGGCUAAUGAAUGAUCUCUGGAAAC